UAUGUUGACGUCGAGCUUACUUUAACUCUGAAGAAUUUGCACCACCGGGGCCUCGAUUACAACUUUGAAUCUCCUUUUGUGCCUCCUAGGGAUAGUCUAAGUUAUGAAUAUUGUAGUAUUCUGGUACCCAUGGCAUACUAUGUUAUAAAAUCUUCGAAACCUGAAUCCAACAACGGGACUAUCCAUUGCACAGGUAUGACAGUAGACAGACUUCGCGUCGACGGAGCACGUGGCUUGGAGAAGAUUGGUUACAACAAGCCGCGAAGUAUUCGCCCUUACAAAGAUAUUUCCUUGGAAUUUUUGAUCAGGACUUCAAGUAGAAGUACUAUCUCACAAACAAUUAGUUGUGUUUUCCCUAGGCUGACAGUUUCCGAAUCCAACAAUCUAUAG
Messenger RNA from Botrytis fragariae, 390 nucleotides. RefSeq lists its product as uncharacterized. Lineage: Eukaryota; Fungi; Ascomycota; Leotiomycetes; Helotiales; Sclerotiniaceae. The annotation marks the transcript as partial. The record is from RefSeq and is a predicted model, not a curated record. The transcript has 5 exons.